This is a messenger RNA of Aspergillus luchuensis, 2874 nucleotides long. RefSeq lists its product as uncharacterized. NCBI's taxonomy places the organism in Eukaryota, Fungi, Ascomycota, Eurotiomycetes, Eurotiales, Aspergillaceae. The record is from RefSeq and is a predicted model, not a curated record. The transcript has 2 exons. Bases 1 to 2874 code for a protein of 957 amino acids.
AUGGAGUCAGCUUCACAGCCAAUUGAAUAUGUCGAGUGUAGGCACCCACUCUUCGAUGUUGACCAGCUCGAAGAGCCUGCCGACACAGACCAACUAUGCGGAAAACGCAUCAAGACGUUGACCGAUAUGCUGCUUAACGGGGGCAGGGGCGUAUACGAUAAGCUGCUGGAGUUCCAUGGCUGGGGUUAUAAGUAUAAUACUGAUUCUCAUCCUUCCCUUCAGCCAAGGCGGGUAAAAAUGGCAAUCCUGAUGAAAAUCCUCUGGAAUCAAGCUGAAUAUCACCAGCCCAAGUCAUUGGAAGAACUCUUCAACUGGGAAAGGGACGCCGGCCCUCGAUUGCUGAGACAGGGGUGUGUUCAAGGGUUGAACAAUUACCUACCCAUAAGUAGGUGUUCCCCUGAUCCCCCAAGGGUUUUGCAAGCAUCAGACUCACGGACCCGUGGGUCUGUUAGGACUUCAGGUGAUAUACCGGAGGAGUAUGUGAAGGUUAUGGAGAAACAACUAUAUAAAAUUGGUAAGCUCGACGAAGAGCUUCUUGAACUUGCGACACCACAAGGGGAUCAAACUGAAGAAGAACAAAGCGAACUCAUUGAAAGUAGUACUGACAGUUCGGAAGAUUCCGAACAUACAGAGUGGGUCCCUUCAACCAGUCCUGAGGACCAGGGAGACGAGGAUGAAAUGAGCGACAUCGAAGAGGAGGAAACCUCUGACCGUGGUGAUGGGGAUCCUAUGGAAGAAUGUUCCUCGGGUGGCAGAACACCAACUCCUACGACAAAAGUCGAAAGCCCUGCUACGCAGCAUAGAGAAAGCUUCUCAGAGAGCCGGAGACCAAGUGAACAGAACACCGAAGGUGUCAGUGACCCUAACACCACAACUUCUACAUCCCAGCAGUUCCGGAGAGCAGAACCAGUACCUACCCAGCAUGCCCAGUUAGUUACUGAGGCAGUGCAACGUGCUGUCAUGAAAUUCACUUAUCACGAGCUUGAACGCCAUCAGACUGCUGCCCCAUUGGACAUGCCACGACCAUGGCUGACCGCCAACUUAAAUACGAUGAACAAUGUCCAGUACAGCUUACACCCAGUGACAGCUGAGGUAGAGCUGCUCACGGCAGACAAUCCGCGACGCCCCCGGACUACCAGGUCUUAUAGAGGCCGAGGCCCUGUUAGCAAGAAAUACAGCGAAAGUGCGAUUGGCUGUGCUAUCGUCGCAGGUCGACUGCUAGAUGCCGGGUCCACCAACAUCGACCGCAAGCAGCCGGGCUGGCAGAAUCGCUUCACACCUCUUGAGCAAACCUUCAUUGAAGCGACCGAUGGUCAAUGGGAUUUCCUCGAAAGAGAAGAAAGUAUUGGGCUAGUCGAAUGCUAUGCUAACGUGCUCCCUCAACUGGGCAUGGGGCCUACUUGGGAUAUGCGAAGCGCCUGGCGCAAAUUUACGGGCAACUUUGACCAGUUCGCGUGCUCCUACAAUGAAGAGACUACUGCGCACUGUGAGUGUGGGCCAUCCAGGGAUAGCAGAACCACUGUGGAUGGCACCCGCUUGACCACUCUGGCACCGCCUGUGCUCGAGACUGAUCGGAACGGCGUGAGUAUGGAGGAGGUACUGUCUCGGGUAUUUGACCCUCAGCGCCAGAGAACCUGCAUCAAAUGUAACCACUCGGUUAACUAUGAGAGACGAUUCAAAAACGUCCCCAUGCGCCUGGUAGUGGAACUCGGUCCUAAUGUGUCUAUACGGUCGCAUACAAAGGACAUUACCCUAUCAUAUCGUGAUGAUGGUGGUGAGGGGCAUAAAGCCACAUACCGCUGGAUAGGAGGGAUAUACUCAUCAGCACCAGGUUUUUUGUGUCUCUUGUGGACUGGUGCCGAACGUGGGGUGCGCUGCACGAACCUGUAUUCGUAUGAAAGCGAUUUGCACGACGGAGCCAUACUUGGAUUUCCCAUGUCAGAAAACCACGCGGACCAAGUGCCCGAGCAUUUUUGGAGGAACCAGCAGAUCCCCUUGCUCUUCUACGAGCGGGUUAUGAACCCGAGUAUUGGCGAGCUCCAAGUAGCUGUGAGUGCAGUUAGCGGCAUGCUAGAGUCUGCCUCCCAGGGUGAGCUUUUCCUCCAGCAAAGUCCUGGUUGGGCCCCGCCCGAACUACCACCUCGGCAGGAGAACCAAUAUCCUUGGGAACGUUACAUGCCUAAAUGUAUCAGACGCUUUAAAUGUGCCAAUUCGGAUCUUCGACGCAUGUUAGUCCGAGGUACGCAACCCCAGGCGCAACCCCAGGCGCAACCCCAGGUACAAAUUCAGGCGCAACCCCAGGUGCAAGCCCAGGUGCAAGCCCAGGUGCAACGCCAAGAGCAGGCUGCACCUAACUGGCCUAGAAGAGCGCGAGCACAGCCUUACGCUCCAGCUCAUCCAUACGCGAUUAUGUCCAUGUCCCCCACACCGAUAAUGUCAGCAGAUACGCCAUCCCCUGGGACCAUGAUGUCAGCUUCAUCGUAUGUAGGUGGUGCAAUGCCACCACCUCCUCCUAGGACCAGGCCGAUGUAUAUCACUAGGCCAGGAUAUGUGCCUCCUGCCAGUCCUGUUCGGCAACACCCCCCUCUCCAUCAUCCAGCUCUCCAUGGGUCUUUGGCUUCCUCUCCUGUAGCCUUUCCUCAACAGAGAGUCGCUUACAGUCCGGGGAUUCCGACCACCGCUCCACCCCCUUAUGAAGUCGUACAGGCGAUGACCAACCAAAUGCAGCUGACAAACCCGAAUGGUAACGCCUCUGGUGGCUAUGGGCCUACCAUGAUGGGUCAAUCCUCCUCGCCGCGACCACAACCACAGCUACCACCAACCCAUCCAGAGAAUUGGGAGAGUAGGCCCGGCCACCAUGGACCUCGCCAGUGA